Trichobilharzia szidati is the source of this 4953-nucleotide messenger RNA. The record is from the annotation of a GenBank genome assembly. Lineage: Eukaryota; Metazoa; Platyhelminthes; Trematoda; Strigeidida; Schistosomatidae.
AUACUAGGCUGCAAAACAGACAGGUACAAUUUUAGUUUUAUUUUCGUCUCACUGUACUGUACUUAAACACGUUGGAUCAUGAAUAACUUUGUAGUUAGGACUUGCAACUGUAGUAUACAGUAUUUCUGGAGUGAGAAAUUCAGUCUUUCUGAUUCAAUAAGGUUGAUAUAGACUUAUAGUUACAUUGAAGUGAUGGUCUAAUUCGCCUUAAAAUUGGCUGCAGUAAUUAUUGGGGAUACUGAUAUUAAUCCGAACUAGUUCUUUCAAAAUGUGAAAGUCGUGUAUGUUGAAGUUUUGUAUUUAACUAAGGUGUUAGAUAUUUGUUGCUCAUUGGAUAUUUAGAAAAUGCUUCUGAAAUAAGUAAUAAGGUUACAAUCUCUCCUUGUUUCGUCUCACCAUUUGAUGCAAACAAUUUAUAUACACAUAUACUGAGUGAUAUUUGGGUAUCCUGUAUGCUGUUGCCUAACUGACAGCUGGUUAAAAAGAAUGUUUCUGUAGUUUCUCUCAUCCCAAAAUGUUGGUUGAAUAGCGGUUAGACUAAAAACUGCUGCCACCCUAAGGUAAGCAAUGAACAUUAUUGGGAGUCUGAAGUCAAAGCUGUACUGCUUGCAAAUAGGAAUGUUGCAGCUGUGACGGAUUAUUUUCAUCAAUCCAGUGUGAAGCAGUUGUCUCUCUGGCUCUGUGGCCAAUCAAAACAACUGCUUUUUAUGUCAGGUACUCCAAGAAGAAAUCGCUUUGGAUAUAACACCUACCCAUAUUUUUCCAUUAGAGCACACAAUGCUUUAGUUCAUCGCCCGCUUUUUUCUUGCUUACUUCCGAAUAGUAGUAGUCUUCAUGCAAUAUCUCAAUCUAUUGUUAACUUCUUUAUUAUUUUCAGCUACUUAUACUAGAGAAACAGCAUCCCUGUUCACAAUAUCAACUUCGAAAUGAACCUUUAAAUUCCCAAACUUAAGGUGAAGAAAACACCAAGUUUUACUGAACAAAAUUGAAAUCUUGGGUUUCGAAUGUUUGCUUUACUUAUAGGACAUAUAUAACAGAUCAAAAUGUGCUUAUUAACAUCGCAUUCGCCCAUCCAGUGAUGAAUAUACAAGAUUCGUCCUUCAUGCGUCAGUAGCUUUUUUGGCUAAUUCUCAUGGUGUGGUGACAGCACAUAGCUGAAGAGUAGAAAACUUAGUGCCUGACUGUCCUAGUAAACAGCUAUUUGUGUAAUAUCCGGCUGAUCUGUUCCGUAAUAAUGACAGUGAAUGUCGUCUGUUCCUUUUAUCAAUCUCCGCUUAUACACCAUUGGUUGUAGUCCAAACGAAUUGAAGGAUGAGUUUUAUCAUAAGUUGUCCAUUUUGAAGCAUAAAGCCAAACACUGAAGUAUAACCGUGUUAAUAGGUGGUUUGAAUGCCAAGGUAGGGAAAGCAUUGAGAGAAGCAUAUUUAGGUAUCUGUAGCAUUCUAAACCGACGAGUGGGUUAAGGUGAUUUUCUUACAGUUUUAUUGAGAGAACUAUAUACUCCUGGACAGCACUAACUCUAAACAUAGGGAUAAACAUAUUCAAGUCAAAAUCAAGACAACGAUCGGCACAAACAUGCACUUUUGUAAUACGUUAUCUAUGAACGAGACUGGUAGAAGACUGUUACGCUUCCUAAGAUAUCUGCAUGGGUGAUGAUCAUGUGUUAGCCUGUGCACGUGUAUUCAUGCGUUGUGGCAAGCCUGCACGUGUUGAAUUUUACGACAAAAAUGUGACUUCUGUAUUUAAGGAAGAAUUAACUACACACAUUAAUUUGUGCAAUAUUCAUUGGGAAGCUUGGCAAUAUAUUCAGUUUUCUGUAGGAAUGGUAGUGAAGAUAGUGGAUAACUCUCCGUAAAAAAUUAGGAAAUGCCAACACCUUCAUGUAACCGUAUCCCAACUAAAACUGGUCGGUUCAGAACAGCACAUUGAGCGAAAGAUGCUCAAAUGCAGGUUGAUUGAAGAUCGUUGCGAUUACCUCAAAGGGUUGGAUAAAAAACCCCAAGAAACGGGAAAGGUAUCAACAAUGUAUGACCCUGAUCAACUAUGUAGACUUAUUAAAUAAACGUGUCAAGAAAAAGCCAUGGUAAAUGAGUCUUUUAGAACGAUGGAAAUUUAAUAACUUCGGAAAAUAAAGCAGAAGCUAGGGACAGACACCGUGUGUAAGCUGAAGUUCUCUGCAUCAACAACUGUAUUUUGAAGUUCCCAAACUUUUAUGUUUCUGAAUUUUUUGUACGUGUGCAAUGCUUUGUGUAGUUGUAAUUCCUUGCUUAUCGAUCACUGACUUUUGACUUUUUGGCCUUCACAACUGGAUAUCACCACACCGGGUGUGAUCCAGAUAGUUGAUCAAGUGUUUUAUUGUGUUCACAUGACAAAAAACCGUGGUUAAGAUUUGUAAACUAUUAUUUUAUUUUUAUGUAGGCUGUUCGUAGUAAUUUGAGUCAGUUUCUUUCUGACAUGGCCAUACCUGAAGAGCUUAUUCGUCAUAUUCUGCUCACUCCUGUCACAGAACAAGAAUUUCUUGAAAAUCUUCAUGAAUUAAAUCACAAAAUGAAUUUCGCCGUAGAACAAUCCACUGUAGAUUAUAAGUCAUUCAGUGAUGUUAGUGUUCUUUUAAAAAAGCUAAAAAUUAAGGCUGUGACGAAAAUUCGAGAGUUUUUGUUAGGAAAAAUAUAUGCCUUACGAAAACCACUUACAAAUUACCAAGUCCCUCAAAAUCAGAUGUUAAAAUUUCGAUUUUAUAAUUCAUUCCUUAUGGCUCAUGAUCGAGAAGUAGCAAAGGAGGUUAAGGUGGAAUACAUUAAUACAAUGAGUAAAGUUUACUACUCCUAUUUUAAAGCUUAUGGUGGCAAAUUAACAAGAUUACAACUUGAUACGACCUAUGAGAAAGAUGAUUUAUUAGGAAAAAAUCCAGAUAAAUAUAAUUCAACAUCAACUGCGUCUAGUUUAAUGUUCAAUUCAAUUUCUAAUGUUGCUAAUAAUACUGCUAUUUCAACGUCAACAAAUUCAGGGACGCGUGUUGGACUUUUUGGAUUAGGUGACCGUGCACUACGUGUAUUGAGUAAUUCAAAUUUAGAAAGUGCAAUAAUUUUACCACAUGUAGCCAGUAAUGCUGAAGCUAAAUAUCCUAUAGAGGUUUUAUUCCGUUCUAUUCAUUAUGCUCUUCUGGACACUGUAUGUCGAGAGUACUAUUUCCUGUCAGAUUUCUUCCUUCUCAGUGCAGAAUCUGAUCUAUCUGAUCAGACUACACCAAGCGAAAAUCGGAAACAAAAUGGUGUCGCCUUGGCUAAUUUAUUUGACCAAGUUAUGUCUCGUAGUUUAAAUUGGAUACAAAAAUAUACUGAGACUUUUGUAAUUUCUUCAUGUUCUCAUGAUGCAAUCGGUUUACUGAUCUGCCUUCAGUUAUUGCAUGCUAUGUUGCGUUUAGCCAAAGAAAGGGGUGUACCCGUAUUGGAUAACUUUUGGAGUAAAAUGACGGAAACAUUAUGGGUGCGUGUUACUGACAGACUUGAUGUGCAUAUAUCUUCAAUGUUACAGUAUUUGGAUGUUAAUAGUUUUAGUACAGAUGCACGUGAUAUGGUAAAAGCCAAUGUGUCUACUCCGGCGAAUCCUAAUACAACUGGGGGCAGUGCUGCUGGUUUGCAUCCGAAAAUGUAUGCUCUUAUUCGUCCCCAUUGGAUAGCUAGACGUUAUGCUGAAUUGGCAGCUAGUCUUCAUUCCAUUGGACAUGGGUUCCCCGGUACUCCACUUUUUGAUGACUCUUUCAGUAAAUCGAAAAGUUCAGACAAUUCUAAGUUACAAUACUCUUUACACUCUGUUUCAUCAUCAUUAUCAUCAUCACAAAAUCACUCAAAUCAUUCCAGUGUAAAGCCUGGUCUUGAUCCUCGUAUUCUUAGUCGUUUGGCUCAGUUACAAACUCAGUUUGAACAUGUAUUAAAUUCUUUGGCUAAGACAUUCUCUCGGCCGAAAUUGGCACACAUCUUUUUGAUCAAUAAUUAUGACUUAGUCAUAAGUGUACUAACUGAACACGGAGCUGGUGAUUCUCUAGAAGUUGUUCGAUGCCAAGAGUCUGUAGGAAAGUAUACAACAGCAUAUAUUGAUGAGGCUUUAUCACCAUAUUUCGGAUGUCUAAUAUCUUUCGUUCGUGAUGUAGAGAUUAGAUUAGCCAGUGGAAAGCAUUUGCCAACAGAUCAAACUGAAGCAUCACAUACUAUUCGUAGUGAGGAAGCCCGUGUGACACGAAUUGUAAAAGGAUUUAAUAUCGAUUGGAAGAAUUCAAUUGAGAAAAUACACGAUGAAGUUAUGAUGGAAUUCGCUAAUUUCACUCUAGGCACACAGAUAUUUCAAGCGUUACUUGCCCAAUUGAUUCAACAUUAUCAUCGUUUUCAAAAGGUGAUGACACAAAGCCCAUACAAAAAUAUGCCUAUACGUAAUCAACUGGUAAAUAUACAUCAAAUAACCAAUGAAAUGAAAAAGUGUAAAACAAAUUUUUCUUGAAAGCUGUGAUUUUCUUGUCACCAUUGUUUGUUUAAAUUGAUUCCAUUUUCUCAUCUACUUUAUUUAUUGUAUUCCUGUUCAAUAUGUUCAAGUAGUCUGUUAUCUUUUUAAGUGUUAUUAUAUGAAUUGACCUCAUCUCUUUUCCUCUCUCUGCUCAUGUGAGACACCCUAUUUUUUCCUGAUAAAUUUUUAUAUUUUGGAUGUUGUGGUGUGUUUUGUUUCCUUUUUUAUCAAUAUAUUUUUAAUAUCUUGUUUAUUUUGAAUUGAAAUUUAUGUGUAUUGUGUAUUUAUGUGUAUCUACCUUGAAUACUCUUUCAAGCCUUAUUUUCUGGCUGACUAUUGCCACUGUGAUAAUCUUGUUCAAGAAAAAAUAAUAUUAACUGAGGUGUUUUCUGUUUUGUAAUCUGUAUGUGCAUAUAACAUGUGGUCAGUACUGUUUUGGUUAAGUGGUCUUUUUGC